AUGUCACUUCCGCCCGUACAAGCCAACAACCGCAACAACAACAGCAACAAUUUUUCACAACCUCAUCAGCAAUACCAUGACUUGUCAUCACAAAAUCCAAACCCGUCUGAAUCAGAGGAAUCCACCCCAUCGAAUCCCAGAAGAAGAAGACGAAAAUCACUCACCUUUCCCAAAAAGUUUGCCUUUCUCUCAACAUCGGAUGGUCUUGGUCGAGAUGUUUUCAAGAAUUUUCUAAACCAUUCAACAAGUAAUCAUUCCAAUGGAAGUAGUCAUGACAACAAUAAUCAUUCAAUUUUUCAACCAUCUAGUAAUAGGGAACCCAAUUCAUCAUUGAGUAAUACUAUUUGUGCCAACAACAACAACAACAGCCGUAAGGAAACAACCAAUUCGAAUGCAAUCACAUCAAAUUCCAUGGUAGAACCCCUCACACUAUUGGGUGGACCCAGUGCCAUCACCGCUGUGGUCGCUCAUAAGAAAACGAUUGCAAGUCCUUCGACAAGAUUAUUUUCCACUCUGACGAAAAUUUUACCCAAAAGCACAACAACACUCUCAGAAACCAAAACUUUCAAUUUUAUUGAUGAAUCUUUGGGAGAUCGAUUUGUCUUUUAUCAAAUUAUGGCAUAUCUUCCCAUGAGUGCAUGUUUGGGAUCAGCACUCGAUUUGGCAACUUUGUUUGAGUUUGAAAAUUCAAAUCAUUAUACAUGUUCGAAUGGAAUUUCAUCCUUGCCACAACCACUGACACGAAAAGAUAUUUAUCAACGAUUUGAAAAUGGUAGUAUUUUGUUGAAUUGCAUGCUUGUACAUUCGAGAUGGUAUCAAUUAUUGAAUGAUGAAGUAUUUUACAAAAUUAUUGUGAAUGAACAAUUUCCAGUGUAUUAUGAAAUGUAUUACAAACAUGCUCAUGGAAAGACAUUACACGAAUUGGAGGCAUUUCAUUUGAAGGAGCCCUCGAAUACCAACCAUGUCACAACUAAUCUCACUUGUGAUCGAACAACAAAUCAAAUCUCCAAAAAUCCAUCUGAACCUCAUGAAUGUCAUGAAUGGAAAUUGAUUUUGAUUGAUAUUCUUUCAGGAAUGCGAUGGAGUCCUUUCAUAAGCCGAGAAAAAGAAUAUUGUUACUUUCAUCCAAACACGUUUUUUGCUCGGGAGAGUAGAUGGAAAUCGUCACCCUCCUUCUCUUCUCAUUUCUCUCAUCAUCAUUCACCUUCGCUGACCAUUGUGAGUUCGUCUCCAACCAACUCUCCAACUUUGCAUUCCUCCAAUGACACCAACAUGUUAUUUCAUCAGAACUCUAAAUGUUAUCAUUCCAUGAGUGGACCAUCAUGCUCAACACCGUCAGUACUCAAUGGAAACAUUUCUCCAAAUUUGCCAUCACCUUCUACAUUGUUCACAUUUCCAAGACGGGGAGGAGUUGUGUGUGAAAAUGGAAAAGUCAUUAAGGCACCGGUCGAAUGUAUUCCACGACUGAAAAGUACCUAUCAAUUAUUCCGAAUGGAUAAACCCAUUUUGUGUGACAUGAAUGUUGAAUUUCAAAUUAUGGAAGAACAACACAAAGAUUUCAAAUCUAAAAUUCAUGAAGAUAAUUUUAUAUUGCUUGGAAUUGUCGACAGUGAUUUACUGUAUUCACAUGGUGAUGUGGUUGGAACUCCAACACAAACAUCUCUCGUAAAUGAACCUAUGAGUGAAACCAUUUCUGCAAAAUUUAACUAUCUUGGAGUUUACAAUAUUCGAUCCAGAUAUUGUGGAAGAUCGAGAGAAGUCGAGUUGAAUUUAGGUUAUGCCAGUAAUGGAUAUUUAUGUUAUUCGACAAGUAAUGCUGGGCUGUUUUAUGACAAGUGGAAACCAGGAGAUUUGAUCUCAUUCGAAGUGACUGGAAUUAAUCACUAUUCUCGAAAACGAAAACGAGAUCGAAAGAAAGAAUAUGCUCAAGUAUUGAUUCGACACAAUGGAAAAAAUGUGACCCUAAUUGAAGAUUUCAUGUUAUUGAAUGGUCCAAUUUCAAGACAAGACUCCAUUACACCAUUUCCCAAGCUCUACUAUUUUGCAUGUAAUUUUUAUUAUGGAGGAAAUAUGAUUCAUUCAAUGGCGCACCCAAGUGGAGUCAAGAUUCAUUCCAUAAAAUAUUUGUAA
Molecule: messenger RNA, 2130 nt
Organism: Naegleria lovaniensis
Lineage: Eukaryota; Heterolobosea; Eutetramitea; Acrasida; Naegleriidae
Exons: 1
Coding region: 1-2130 (709 amino acids)
Source: RefSeq, a predicted model, not a curated record